AUGGAGCUGGCGUGUGAUUCCUGUAGGAAGAAGAAACUACGAUGUUCGCGGGAGUUCCCUACGUGCUCCAAGUGCGUAGAAAACAACUGGGAAUGCCAUUACUCACCACGUCAGACGAGAUCGCCUUUGACACGGGCACACUUGACGAGUGUUGAAAAUAAGCUUUCACGGCUGGAAGCGUUGUUUGAAGAAAUAUUCCCUGACGCAAGUGUAGAAAAAAUUCUGGACGAUCCUAAGUCUGUGAAGCUACGACAAAUUGCAAGAAAUUCCAAAGGUGGACGGUCUAUUACUCCCGAGGUCGAAAAAAGAAGUUCAACUUCACAUUCAAAUUCAGCUUCAACUUCAACUUCAACGCUUACCUCAACGCUGUCACAACAACCACCGGUCAACCAAUUGCCGCGCGACCCUCUGCAUGGCUUUGAAUGGAGCGAGGAAAGUGACUCCGAGGUUUUCAAGGAUGACGGAAUGGGGACAAUGAAUGUGAGCAUUAAUAACAAAGGGUUUUUUGGAGCUGGCUCGAACUCGACAAUUUUGCGCGCGUUAUAUGUGACAGAUGCGUUUCUAGAAGUCCGACGAGGCCCUCUUUCAACUCACGAUCCCAGCGUUCUCCACUCCAGAGAUGUAACGGCAGUAUACGUCGACGCAUAUUUCACAUUUUUCCACCCCACCUUCCCAAUAGUCGAUGAGCCUUCCUUUCGGUUGUGGUACACAGACCAACUUGUUCCGGACUCAACGGAUGUAUGGCAACUUUUGCUUAAUGCUGUUCUUGCUUUGGGAGCUCUGUGCAUCGACGGUGAAAACUCAGAUGCGGAUAUACACUUUUACAGGAAUGCGAAAUCAUACUUGAGCAGUACCAUCUUCGAGAGUGGCUCUCACCCACUUCUAGCAGCUCUUGCUCUUAUGUCCAAAUGUGCCAGGAAACGCAAUAAACCGAACGCGUGUUGGAACUACAUGGGAUUUGCUGCCAGUAUGGCGAUAUCUUUGGGUUUACAUCGGGAAGUAAACGAAGCUAAUAAGGCUGACAAAAAGGCGUUAGAAUUACGAAGACGAAUGUUCUGGACCCUGUACGCUUACGAUUUUGACGUUGCAUUGGCUUUCGGAAGACCUCGCCAGCUGCCAGGCUUGAAAGACGUCGACACGUUAUUACCUUCCGGUUCAGAUGCAAGUGACAGGGCAGCAGAUAGGACUGCUGUGAUCUCGUCUUGUGUGGUUGAAAAUGCCAAACUUGUUAGGCUUUCCCUAGAAAUUGCUGAUAAAGCGGUCUAUUUCAAUGAGGAAGAAAGGCCGCUUUUGUUGUCAACUGUACUUGAGUUAGAAAGGAGAAUCGACACCAACAUUGGGACACUGCCGAAGUCUUUGGGUUCUCAAUUUGAACAAUGGCAACCAAGAAUUGACCCUCAUGGCACCUGGUUUCCUUUGUGUCGAUAUCUCGUCAUAUGGAUGUAUCAGAACCUCACUACAACAAUUUUUCGUCCUUUCUUUCUGAAGUUAUUGAGCGGCCAAAAGCUGGGAAUCGACCACCACGACUCUGUCAACUGCUCAGCCGUGUGUCAUAAAGCUGCAAGUCAAACUAUUCGUUCCGUUGCGGAUUUUAUCGAGCAGUAUGAGGUCACGACUCUUUCUGCUUGGCAUGCCACGUAUUUCUUGAUGAAUGCUGCAAUUGUACCGGCUGUGGGGCUCAUAGUCGAUCCAAAUGCGCCCGAUGGUGGACAAUGGAGACAGAACGUCAUGCUUGCUCGCAAUUGUUUCGAAAAACUAUCCAGUAAGAACGCGACUGCUGAAAAAUUCAUUAAAGUGAUCAACAGCAUGUGUGGCUAUUUGCUCAACGAUAUAGACCACCGCUCUCCGCGGUCUCUCACGAUAUCAAAUAUCCUGCAAACUGCCGGACAAGAGCAACAGAUUUCCAGUGCAACUCCGUCUGCCAACCUUUUAGAGCUUAUAAGUGAGCUUUCUCCGCCGGAGCCUUCACGCUCAAAAGCGUCACCGGACAUCAACAUGUUCCAAAACGAAAACUCCGCCUCAUACACACCUCCGUAUCUGGAUAAUACGCAGAACUAUACCGUAUUCCCCAAUUGGAACGAUCAGAGCGUGCAGACUCUCUUCAAUACCAACACGAAUGGGACAAGUGCUUUCAAUACUACAACAAUGGAUGAUAUCAUGAGAUAUAUUUUCAACGACGGCGAUUGA
Messenger RNA from Lachancea sp. 'fantastica', 2187 nucleotides. Lineage: Eukaryota; Fungi; Ascomycota; Saccharomycetes; Saccharomycetales; Saccharomycetaceae. The record is from the annotation of a GenBank genome assembly.